CACGAGUGACAACCACGCUCCUUUCUCCCCCUUCUGAAGUUUGCUAUUUGUUUCGGAACCCGUCACUCUCUUUUCGCUCCCCCGAACGAAGCAAGUCACUCCACCACAACUACCGUCGUGCGAUCAUUUCUUCGCGACGCGCCAGCGCCAACUCUUGUCAAGUUGCACAUCGCUACCUAACUUGAACGACUCUCCCUAUCCAUCGUCAUAAUGCGUCCCACAUCAGCCCUCGUCGCGGCCGGCGUUCUCGUCUCGGGCACGUCGGCUGAGAACUACCUCGGCUUCAACUCGGGAGCCACCCUCGCGGACCGGUCCGCCAAGUUCAAGGCGGACUGGCUUGCCGAAUUCAAGACGGCGCAGAACCUGGAGAAUGCCCCGGGCAAGUUCAACGCCGUGCGUCUCUAUACCAACAUCCAGGCCUACUCGGAGGACACCCCGAUCGAGGCGUUUGAGGCCGCCAUCGAGACCAACACUAAGAUUCUGCUGGGUAUCUGGACCUCGGGCACCAAUAGCAUUGAGAAGGAACUCAGCGCGCUGAAGAAGGCCAUCGACAAGUAUGGUAGCAAGUUUACCGACCUCGUCAUCGGCAUGUCGAUUGGUAGCGAGGACCUCUACCGCGAUUCCGAGACGGGCGUCAAGAACGAGGCCGGUAUCGGUGCGGGCCCGGACACUCUGAUCAAGUUCAUCAACGAUUACAAGAAGGCGGUCGCCGGCACGGCGCUCAAGGGCGUCCCCAUUGGCCACGUCGACACAUGGGAUGCUUGGACGAACGGUACCAACAAGGCCGUGAUCGACGCUGUCGACUGGAUCGGCGUGGACGAGUACCCCUACUACGAGAACGGCAAGGGUAACAACAUCAAGAACUCGGGCACCCUCUUUGACCGUGCCUUCAAUGCGGUUAAGGGCGUUGCCGGCGACAAGCCCAUCUGGGUCACCGAGACCGGCUGGCCUUCCUCGGGCCCCAACUGGGAUCAGGCGGUCUCCAGCGUCGAGAACGCCAAGUACUACUGGGACGAGGUCGGCUGCCGCAAGCUCUUCAACAAGGUGCCCACCUUCUGGUACAACCUGCGCGACUCGAACCCCGACAACAAGAUGAAGUUCGCCAUCACCAACAACCUCUCGACCAAGCCCCUGUUCGACCUGACCUGCCCUACCAAGUUUGACACCCCGACGUCCACUUCCACGAGCGCCGCGCCCUCCUCGACUGGCGUCAGUGCCCCCAGCAGCUCUGCCACGAGUGCUUCCGGCUCUACUAACACUACUGGCGGUAGCGGCACCAGCGCCGGCGCUGACAACAGUGCUGCUGAGUCUGGUGACGGAACGGAGGAGGCGGACGCGAUCCCGACCGGAAGCGGCGCCUCCAUCGGCAGGAGCCUCUUCACUGUUGUCAGCCUGGCUCUCGUUGCUGGCGUCUUCACCCUGUUCUAAAGAAAGAAAAAAAAGGCGCAACGGACGUGCCGGUGGAGAGCGGUGGAUAUAGAUAGGUAUUGAUACCAUUUUGUUGGCUAGACUGUAUGUAAACCGUGGCGUAUUCUCCUUGGCUUACUCUUUUUGCUCACUUCCCCUCUUCCCCUGCCGGGCUGCAUCUCGACAGCUGGAUCUGAAAGGUUUGGCCGUGUAUGGGUAAUAUCUAGACAAUAAGAGGGUACAACAUCGUAGACG
Messenger RNA from Thermothelomyces thermophilus ATCC 42464, 1662 nucleotides. RefSeq names its product glycoside hydrolase family 17 protein. The coding region runs from base 211 to 1428 and encodes 405 amino acids. The transcript has a single exon. Gene Ontology annotation, molecular function: glucan endo-1,3-beta-D-glucosidase activity; 1,3-beta-glucanosyltransferase activity. Gene Ontology annotation, biological process: carbohydrate metabolic process; cell wall organization. Lineage: Eukaryota; Fungi; Ascomycota; Sordariomycetes; Sordariales; Chaetomiaceae. The record is from RefSeq and is a predicted model, not a curated record. Gene Ontology annotation, cellular component: extracellular region; cell surface; fungal-type cell wall.